AUGGCGUCAGCGGAGGACGAAAGACCAGUAAAACGUGCUCGUCAGGCCUGUGAGCCGUGCCGCCGGAAGAAGUCGCGGUGCCCAGGAGAAAAACCGAAUUGCUCAUACUGCGAGCGGCUGGGUCAACAGUGCGUGUAUGCGGGCAAUGAGUCUGGAGAGGAAGUAUCAUGGCAAUCACAGAAGAUGAUGGAACAACGCAUUUCCGGAAUUGAGGGGAAACUAGAGCAAUUGAUGGAAUAUAUCAAGCGACCUGCCUCUAAUCACCCCUUGGCGCCAAUUGUCCCUGAGAAACACCCCCAGAUACCAGAGCUUACACCUCUGGAGAGCUCUUCUAUAGCUGGAUCGUCCGGGAUCCCGGAUGCUGAGCUUUAUCUAACCUUUUGUAACGCGCAGCCCCUUUUAUUAUUCCCACACAGGUCCUCUCUGGCCUCGUUGGGGAAGCGGGACCCCGAGCUUUUACUCGCAAUUGAAGCUCUCGGUGCUCGCUUCAAAGGAAUAGGGGCCAUUGACCAAGACAUACAAUCGGAGGUGAAAAGAAAAACAGGAAGAGCCUGUCAGAUGGUCAUGAUGCGUUUGGCAUCCGGCACUGUGGAGCUAUCUACGAUUCAGACACUUUGUCUUCUAACGGGUCAUAUCAUUCGAGCAGGGUCUUAUACUAGACUCGCCACAUAUUUCAUGAAAAACCUCAGAAUAAGUGGCCUGGAGUCUUUAAACAACUUGGAAACUGAACGUGAUGAGCGCAAGCUCUGCUACAUAAGCCUCGUCAUGCUCAAAAACCUCCAAGGGUCUCUACAUCCACCUGGAGACAGCUUGGACUUACUUGCAGAGCCUGGUGAAAUCGUCUCUCCAUUGGGUGCCAUGAUUUCCAACAAAGACAUUAGCCGUGGUAACAGCGGUGUCUCAAAACCGGACAUUGGUAUCAUUGGUAGUAGUGUUUACACAAGCGAGCUAUGGGCGAUGUCAUGUAAUUAUGCCGCCAGCCAUGUCGGCGUUGACGCUCAUCCCCCGUGGUCUCCGAACUCUGAUUACUCCAUGAUCAAUUUCCGACACUGUGAGCACGAGAGUCUCAUGCCACUCAGGUUCCGACUGCAUGCAAGUCGCUUCCAAGAUCAUCCAGCCGCCGAGCUUCAGGCUCGCCGUGACUACUGGAGCCCAUGGCUAUUCUUCCAGCUCGUUUGGCACGCAGUUCCCUGUUUGGUAAACCAUCCGUUCCUGUUAUCUAUGCGACUUCGGAACUUCCGGAGGACAAUGCCUCAGUCAUUCCUCCGAAAUUCUUUCGAGCAGCUGACCUUCCACUCGGGUUGGGUUGUUCAUUUUCUCGAGCUUAUCGAGGCGAAGAACUUCGAGGUCCAACAACUGCAACAACUCCGGGAUAGCGUUUCUCCUGGAGGCCUUAUGACAGACAACAUCGCUCCGGGAGGAACCAAUUCUCGCCAGAAGUGCGACAUCUUCGGCCCGGAACUUGCCAAAGACAGUGUCGGAUGCUCAGGGGACCUUUCCGCUGGUGCUAUCACCGAACGUGAUUUUGCUUUGAUUGGAUCUGCUGGGAUCUCAGGCCACAAGACAGUGGCCGCCGAGUGUGUCACCUACCCACCUGAGCAAAAUGAGGAUCCCAUACAAGCGCCGAGUCAAACCUCUCAAACCUCACCGCGGAUGGACUUUUCGGGGAUUUCAGGAGAUCCUAGUAUGGAGUUUGGUGGUGGUGACACGUUAUUCCUCCAGCUACAAGAUUACGGCAGAGCAUUUGAAGACUGGCUAAGCGUUAAUCCGACUUCCACAGGCGAGCUCAAAAUGACCACAUCUAAGACAGACUCAAUUCUGAUCGUGGGCGCUGGCGUCUUCGGUCUUUCGACCGCUCUUGAACUCAACAAGCGCGGAUAUACGGAUAUCACCGUUGUCGAUCGAUUUGUUCCACCAUCAGCAGAUGGAAGCAGCGUUGACAUUUCGCGCAUUAUUCGCGCCGACUACGCGGAUCCAAUCUAUUCCCAAAUGGCCAGGGAGGCAUACAAUGGAUGGACUACCGAGUACAAAGACCAAUACUUCGAAUCAGGAUUUGCCUUGUUCUCGGAAACGCCUAAGAACGACUACAUGGAGAAGUCCAAGGCUAUAAUCCGGGCGGCAGGCGGCAAAGUAGACGAUCUCGACGAUGCCAUGGAUAUCCGCAAACUCUACCCCAGUGUACAGGCUGAUUUCUCUGGCAUGAAUGGAUAUCACAAUCCGAGAGGUGGCUGGGCCGAUGCCGCAGGCAGCAUUCAGAAGCUGGCUUCCAAGUGUACUGUGGCGGGUGUUUCGAUAAUUGCCGGGCCUCGCGGCACUGUUCUUUCCCUCCGUCGGGCGGGCUCGCGCGUUGUUGGUGUCAACCUUGUUGGAGGGCAGGUAUUACUUGCUUCACAGGUGAUCUUGAGCACUGGGGCGUGGACUAACCGUCUUUUGAACAUGGGCCAUGCGGCAUCUUCCUCUGGCCAGCCUGUUGGUUUCAUUCAGUUGACCGAAGAGGAGGCUCUCGAGAUGAGAAAGAUCCCUGUCAUGAUCAACAUGAGCUCCGGCGUGUUCUCCUUCCCUCCUACACCGGACACAAAUGUUCUCAAGCUUGCGCGCCACGGUUAUGGGUAUGCGACAGACAUCAGUGUCAAUGUGGAUGGUGUUCAGAAGACACUUUCUUCGCCGAAGUUCGAAACCAGCAAUGCGGCCACUGGAUAUCUGCCUGAUGACGCGGAUGAGUCGUUGCGAAAGGGGUUGCGUCAGUUCUUCCCCAAGCUGGGCGACCGUCCUUGGAUGAACCGUCGCCUGUGCUGGUACACGGAUACCCCCAAUGGAGACUUCAUUAUCGAUCACCACCCAACCAUACAGGGGCUGUUCAUGGCUACUGGUGGUGCAGGACAUGGAUUCAAAUUCCUCCCUAUCUUGGGCCAAUAUAUCGCAGAUUGUUUUGAGAACAAAGCACCCGAAGCUUUGCGUCAAAAGUGGAGGAUGAACCCUCCCCGGGAUGAUUCAAACGGGCCUAUGGCGGGCGAUGGAAGCAGAGCAGGGCCCCCGUUGAGGAAGCUGAGUCCACUCGAACAGGCCAAGCUGUAA
Messenger RNA from Penicillium griseofulvum, 3075 nucleotides. Its product is annotated as FAD dependent oxidoreductase. The record is from RefSeq and is a predicted model, not a curated record. Gene Ontology annotation, biological process: regulation of DNA-templated transcription. Gene Ontology annotation, molecular function: zinc ion binding; L-pipecolate oxidase activity; flavin adenine dinucleotide binding. The coding region runs from base 1 to 3075 and encodes 1024 amino acids. The transcript is spliced from 10 exons. NCBI's taxonomy places the organism in Eukaryota, Fungi, Ascomycota, Eurotiomycetes, Eurotiales, Aspergillaceae.